Molecule: messenger RNA, 4612 nt
Organism: Cydia pomonella (codling moth)
Lineage: Eukaryota; Metazoa; Arthropoda; Insecta; Lepidoptera; Tortricidae
Product: zinc finger protein 665-like
Exons: 11
Coding region: 215-1828 (537 amino acids)
Biological process (GO): regulation of transcription by RNA polymerase II
Cellular component (GO): nucleus
Molecular function (GO): RNA polymerase II cis-regulatory region sequence-specific DNA binding; DNA-binding transcription factor activity, RNA polymerase II-specific
Source: RefSeq, a predicted model, not a curated record
GUCUAGUUGUCAGCUUGUUGUCGGCCAUUUUAUUUUUGUAUCGCCAUUUCGUUUCUUUUGUGAGAUGGAGGAUUGUGUGAUUUUAAAGUGAGAUAGAUAAUUAUUUUGAAGUUUAGAUGAAUUGUCUAAGAAAAUAAUCAAAUUGGAGAGAAGUACGGGGAAUAAAAGGUAUGAGUGAUGAUUAGUAAUGUAAGUAAAUAGUUAGUACGGCGCAAUGUUCACGACGAAUGCCGUGCAAACCGGCUCAGUCCCAACGCUGCAGUACCAAGACCAGAAGACGCAAGGCAAGAAUAUAGAGAAUACUCAGCAGAAGACCGCACAACAAACGCAACAGUCUCAGCCGCAGGAAUUUCCCACAUUCUGUUACACCACAUCAAACGUGAACAUGAUUGGUAAGAUUGGAUCAGGAGCAACCAGCACUUCCGGUGGAGUAUCCGGAGCCGUGAACAUCGCCCAGCUCACCACCAGUGAUGAUAAAACAUGCUAUAUUGCACAACCUUUCUCAUACAACUAUGCUCUGGUCAACCAGAUGCAGAUUGCUCCAAAUGGAAUACAGAAUACCAUAUCUAAUAUAAGUUUCAAAUGCGAUGUGUGUGGGCUUAUGUUUGGCCACCUUACACUACUCAAUGCACACAAAAGGAUACAUGCCCAGGAUUCAGAAGGCAACAUCACAGUUGUAGCCACAGGUGUUGGCGGCGGCAAUGAGGUUGCCAUGCCUCCUCACAUACAAAUUUUAUCUUCUGACACAUCUGAACAGCAACAGCACCAUGUUCAAUUGCAAGAUACCAAACCCAUACUGGUUGACAAAGUUCAGAAAUGCAUCACAUGUGGAGGGCCCAUCACCAGUAACCCUAAGAGGAAGGGACCUAAGCUCAUUCGUUGUGAAAACUGCAUUGCACAAGAUUCUGUUGAACAACAGAGAAACAAUCAAAUGAACGCCACCCAAAUAUUCGUGACGUCAGAAGACAACGUGAAGUUUGAAGUCGGCGGCGUGAGCGGGGUGCAGCCCACCUCUGAUCCCCUCGCCACGGCGCAGCCGCAGCAGCAGUCCCAGCAGCAAAAGCCUUUGCCCGGCCAUCACCCAGUGAAAAAGAGAAACCUCGCUUCCGUGACAAAGUGCCAGAACUGCAACGGCUCGGGCAUCAUAUUCGUAGGCGGCAACAAGAACAAGCUGAAUCAGUCCAACACCGACAAGCCCUUCCACUGCAAUAUCUGCGGCGGCUCCUUCUCUAGAUACUCCUCGCUGUGGUCGCACAAAAAGCUGCACUCUGGAGAGAAAAACUUUAAAUGUGGAAUAUGUGGCAUUGCUUUUGCGAAAGCCGUGUAUCUCAAGAAUCACUCCCGAAUUCAUACGGGAGAAAAACCCUAUAGGUGUAACACGUGUGGUAUGCAGUUCUCACAGUCGCCACAUCUGAAAAACCACGAGAGGACGCAUUCUGGAGAAAAACCAUAUGUUUGCGAGGUGUGCGACAAGGGCUUCGCGAGGCACGCCACGCUGUGGAACCACCGGCGGAUCCACACCGGGGAGAAGCCGUACAAAUGCGAUACCUGCGGCUCCGCGUUCAGUCAAGCCGCUCACUUGAAGAAUCACGCUAAAGUACACUCGGGCGAGAAACCGUUCAAGUGCGACAUUUGUACCGCCGCGUUUGCCGACCGAUUCGCGUUGAAGAGACAUAGAGGAAUCCACGAUAAGUAUGGUCAAACAACGCCGCUUCCAUCAAGAUUACAACAAAACCAGGCUGAGCUCGAGCAAGCGACGCAGCAAGCCGACCAGCAGAACUCACAACCAGCUGUGGAAGUGGAGCUACACGGCGACCAGACGCUCUGAGUCAUAUAAUCUUUUUAAUUUUUCAUACCCCACCCUACAUAGUAUUUUUUGGAAAUGUAACAAUGCCAUUGUAUUUCCGAGUCAUGAUCGGUACAAUGAUAGCGAGCACAAGGUUUUACGAAUCACAUGUUAAUCCUAUACGAACAGUAAGUAUUAAUUACCUCUCGUUAGCAAUAAAGCAAGUGACUUGAACGCGCGGGUGGCAGAGGUGCGCUAAACACUGCCAGUACGUACACGUUUCAUUCCGAGGUAGAUGUCUACUGUAAUAUGGAAUUUCUUGUUCUCGAACGCGCCUCUUAGCCCAACUUAACUAUUAUUCAGUACAAUAAGAUUAUUUUUUUAUUAAUACGUUAUUAUAUAUAUUAGCAAUAAAAUAGAAAAAUGGCGUUAAAUAAUUUCAAUUAAAUUUUUUGAUGUUUUGAUUUGGGAUAUUCGCUAGCCUUUUAAUGUACAUAUUACAGUUAAUUUUAAUUGUAGUCAUUUUUAAAUAAUAAUUUAAUAAUACACCUUAUAUGUAAUGUAAAUAAAUGUAAUUUGUAUAUAAAAAAAAGCGGCUCUAAUUUGCAAAUUUUAAAUAAAGUGGUCAGAGCCAAAAUAAAUUGUAGAACAGUUUAUCUGGUAAAGUGUAAAGUUUAUUAUUAUUAUCGAGUGGUGAUUAGAAUAGGACGGAGGUCAAUCCUUACUUAUUUUGUCGUAAGGAUAUGGCAAUCUGUCAACUCCAGUCACAUUCUGGUUGGAGCCUGAUGAAUUGAUGAUACACCUUGUCAUUCCGUAAAUUUGAACGACCCAGGUAACAAGUCAAUCUGUGUAACAGUCGUUCAAUGACAUUUUACCACGUAAGUGACUGACUGGUAUCAAAAUUGCCUUGUCUGCUGAGAAACAAUAGAACACGAAAUGUCGAGUAGCAAUUUCGUGUUUAUGUAGGACAUAAACACGAAAUCUACCGCCACCGGUACUGGACGUGUCUCCAAAAUGACGAGGCAGUGUUAUCAAACCAAACGUGGAUUUUCAAUUAUUGAAUUCAUAUGACAUAGUAUUUUUAAUUAUGCUCUCGUAAUCACUGAACAUUUUCAUUUGACAAAUUGUAAUUGGCUGUGGAUAUAGCAAGAUAAUGUAUCGCUGUGGUUGCGCUUUCCAAAUCUGAAUCGUGCACAAUUUUAAAGUUAUAGUGCUUGGGCAUUCCUUUCUUACUUAAUCCAAAAUCAUGCAGAUUUGGUAAACGCAGUUACGUUUAAUUAAUUAAAAUGUCGAAAAUUGUUGUAACGUUUCUCUUACCCUUGUAAAUAAUUAUGAUCGUGACAUGAGCCCAAAUGUGUUAAGCACCGAUUCGAUCGAACUGGAAUUAGAUUAAUGUGAGAGAUCUGUGGGCUCACCUAAAUGUAUUAUUAGUUCUGUGACAGACUAAUCGCAAUUAUUAUUUUUUUACUUUUGACAGUUACUUAAUUCCACUUAUUCCACUGCUUGUUUCAAGAUUCUAGGGGGUUGUCGUUGUGAUUCAAGAUGACUAAUUUUUUUUCUGGUUUUGCUCAUUAAUAUUGUUUAAAUUGUAAUAUUGAUAGCAUUAUAGCUUAUUAUGCAGUGAACUAUCGUGGAAGUGUGCAGUUAAUGAAAAAUGUUUUAAUCAACAUCUGGCAAUCCAUCGUGGCUUUUAGUAAAGUCCAGCUAUCUCUUUACUAAAAGCAAUUAUUAAAGGUUAACAACGACACUUGACCUUGGCAAAAUCAUAGAUUUGAUGGAGGCCAUAUUUUAAAAGAAGAUUAGUCUAUUCAAAUUUGACGCUUAAUUUCAGAUUAGAUCUAAUUCCAGUUUGGUUCAAUUUUGUCUAAAGUGUAGAAUCUGCGUUAUUAUUCCGAUACAACGCUAUAGAACUUAGAUUAUCGCCGCAAUCCGACAAAUUAAAUAUUAAGUAGUUAUUUUAUUACUACUACCACGCUACUACAGAAAUCUUUUUGUAAAUUGCCUGAUGCAAUGCGCUCCUAAGAAGAUUGCUUGAUUGUGUCUAUCCUUUUAAGGAUAGUUUCCGUUGAAACAGAAAGGUAGGAUUAUAUUAUAUUUCUGUCCUUAGCAAAAAUAGUCAAUGGAGUCCUACAAAAAGUUCGAUAUAAUUUUAGGAGGUCGUCGUGGGUCAACGAGUCAAGUAAACUAUAUUUAAUUCAAAUCUUGGUGGUAGAAAAAAUUAUGUUUGCCGAUUUAAAGUAGAACAUCACUACCAUCAUGUUGUAAUACUUAAAUAAGGUUGUGAUAUAGUUUCCACACAUAAAAGUUUUAAAGAGCAAUAAAGCGGAGGAAGCUUGAAUAUCUAGGCAAAACGAAAGGCUAAAGCACACCGCAAAUGCAGCCGUGAGCGCUACUCUCGCUCAUGUAUACGCGAAUGUUUUGUACACGUUUGAAUACGUAAAAUAUUUCAGAUGUUACUACUACUGACGGCGCCAAUUCCGCGUUUGCAACUCUGAUUUCAUUUACUUUCAACACGCCAUAAUAGCAUUUUAACUAUCGUUACUGUUGUACUGGAAAACUAACGAACGAUUCAGCACUAGUAUUCUACACACUAUUAUACUAGGUUUUGUUAUUAUUCACGUGAUGCACUUGCAGUUUAUAGGCAUUGUCAAUAUAAGUAUCAUGCUCAGAGACGUGUUAUAAUUCUUUGCAAUAUAUUUUUUUGAUAAUGCAUGUGCAAGUACAGCUCAUCUGAAAGCAUGGCACUAUUACAUCAAAGCGAUGUUAUUAUGUAAGUUAGAGUAACCAUUUUUAAGAUAUUGAUUAUAGAUAAAAUUGUCUAGAGCA